AUGUACCAGCAAGAUAACGGGAAUACAACUUACCUAAAUAACGAAAACAUGAACAGGCUAUCAGAAUGGACCGUCGGAUAUUCUUUGGUCACAUUUGUAUCGAUUCUUGGAACUAUCUUGAGAUUGUGGUGUUUUGCAGUUCUCGACGAAUUCUUUACGUUUGACAUUACCAUCAAGAAGAAUCACAAACUGAUCACAAAUGGUCCUUAUAAAUAUUUGAUUCAUCCUUCGUACACAGGUUUGCUUCUGUGGGUCCCAUACGAGGCUUACAUCCUUCAUCAACUCAGGCCAUUUGUUUCUUUGCACGCCCCACCGGUAUAUAAAGAAGAGGCAUUAUUGAGGAAUCAUUUUAGAAAAGAGUGGGAUGAAUAUUCAAAAGCGAGGAAGAGAUUUAUACCAUUCAUUAUUUGA
Molecule: messenger RNA, 411 nt
Organism: Acaulospora morrowiae
Lineage: Eukaryota; Fungi; Glomeromycota; Glomeromycetes; Diversisporales; Acaulosporaceae
Source: the annotation of a GenBank genome assembly